AUGAGCAACUGGCUUCACCGCAUCCUCUCGGAGCCCGUCUCUGCGCCCGCAGUGCCCAACGGCGGCGGCGGCGGCGGCGGGGCGGACGGGUCGUGGCCCCAAACGCCGCUGACACCACGCACAGCAGCACGGAUGAGAGACCCCAACGCGCCCGACUACCGCUACCAAGUGAACCAGAAAUGCAUCUACGAGCGACGGCUGCCCGGCGGGUCGUACAUCACGGCGCACGUGCAGCGGCUGCAGUCGGGCUUCUACGACAGCCCCGUGAUCCACGAGGACCGCAUCGACAACGUGCGGUUCGUCGCCAUCAAUUUCGUCUUUCACCCGAGCUCCAGCACGUUCCGGUUCAAGAGCGCCGAGAUCAACAUCGCGCUGCACCACACGGGCGAGGACAAGCGGAAUUCGUUGCAGGUGGUGGUCCCCGGACUAGCACCGGCGCCGCCGCCGCCGAAGAAGAACAGCCACGAUCAUGGCACGCAGACCGAGACACUGCCGUCCAACGCGCUCGUCAAGAGCAGUGACUGUCUCCGUGUCGCGCCGCCGCCGGGCUUCAAGCCCUCGCGGCCCAAAUUCCUGCGCCACGCGCCGCACUUGCUCUACGGCGGCAUCUCGCCGGAGACGUUGAACUGGAACUUCAACCUGGCGGGGUCUCUGGGCGUUUCGCAGGGCCCCGCGAGCGCGAGCUUCAAGCCCUCGUACGGGGUGAAGAGCAGCUACAAGAUCUACGAGAUGAUGAAGAUCCAGGGGUCCGUGCGGACGCUGAGGUCGUGGUCCGGCCGCGAGUACGACAUCGAGGACGGCGAGCUGGUCUGGACGCUCGAGGAGAACAAGCUCCAGAAAUCGGGCUUGCCGCGAGAAUUCACCUUCGUCAUGCUUCUGACAAAGGGCAGCGGCGGGUUCGAGCAGAGCGGCGACGUGAGGCUCGAGAUCGACGUGCACCCGAAAGUCACCGGUCGGCUGGGCGCGGCGUAUCCGUCCCUGAUCACAAACUUGCACCAGUACCAGCCCUUUAAGCGCGGAGUGCUGGACCUGGACGAGGAGAUCGGGCAGGUGUUUGAGCCGCAGAUCAAGGGCAACGGGUUCAAUUUUGCCAACAUCGCGACCAGCUUUGAUGACUUUGUCUGGUUGCCUGGUACGGCGUAUUCGACUUCUGAUGCUGGCGUGGCUCAAUCGCCCACCACCAGCGGCGCAGCACAACAACAGCAGCAGCAGCAGCAGCAGCAAGCUCCCCAACAGCAGAUAAUGGCCCAGCAAGGAUCCCAAUUGCACCACCGCUCAGGGACCCAGCAACAGCAACAGUCCCAGCCCCAUGCAGCGGCGGGCGGGAGCGGCGACACGACGCUCAAUCUGAGAGUAUUUCUGGAAGGCCCCUCGCGCGGUACCAGCGGGAGCCCCGUGCCCUUUCCUUCCCACCAGCAGGUCAUGCAGCAACUAGUCCCCUACGUGAACCUCAAAGUGCCCCCUCCGAACCCAUCGCGCGCACAAUCACCCUCGGUGAAUACGACAAGCGGCGGCUCGCGGACCUCCAACUCGACGACGGGGCCCCGGCGAACCAUCACGAUCGGCUCGUCAAAGUCGAGGUCCGUCCGCAAACGGCGCUCGCGUACGGGUCUGUCCGGCGAAUAUCAUACCAAGGAGUCACCGACGGAGGAGGGGAAGACGACAGAAGAACCGCAACGCUCGCGGGGCCAGGGACAGGUCAUCUCAUUAUCGGCUGGUGGCGGUAGUGAUAGUGGUGGUCAGAGAGUGUCCCCGGCUCCGGCACGACCCUUUUCGUACCAAGAGGGGGAAGGAGGAGGAGAUGACUUGGUCCACGACCGCAACGCUGUCGCCGCGGCCGCGGCCCCUUCCUCUGCUUCGGAGUGGCCAGAACACAAUCCCAAUCCCACUCCAAAGCCGCAGACGAAGAACGCUUCAACGACAACGCCACUCUUCCGUCCCUCGAGUCCCGAAUACGCCACGCCGCCGGCAUACCCGCGCCAGCACCCGCAGCCUCGUCCGAACAGCAUGCCCGGCGGCCUCGACGACACCCUUGUGGUCUGGGAUGAGGAUGCGCACAGCCCGGGCACGGGCAGAGUCUGA
Molecule: messenger RNA, 2082 nt
Organism: Fonsecaea multimorphosa CBS 102226
Lineage: Eukaryota; Fungi; Ascomycota; Eurotiomycetes; Chaetothyriales; Herpotrichiellaceae
Exons: 1
Coding region: 1-2082 (693 amino acids)
Source: RefSeq, a predicted model, not a curated record